This is a messenger RNA of Heterotrigona itama, 2792 nucleotides long. Lineage: Eukaryota; Metazoa; Arthropoda; Insecta; Hymenoptera; Apidae. The record is from the annotation of a GenBank genome assembly.
CACAGUUUAUGGUCAAUGCGCGUUGAGUAGGGACUGUUGCUGCUAUUCGGCAGCACGGUAAACGUGAUUUCAUUUGGCUGAUUUUCAAUGAAUUCAAUUCCAAGUGUUAGUAAUUCCCUCGUACGCAUAAUCUGCACACAGUUCCGCGGAUAAAUGAGCUUGCAAGACAGCCUAUUCGCCGAAGACGUGGAGCACGACGUCACUCUGUUUUCAAGGGACAAGAAACAGAAAAGGGUACUCGUCUUUCCACCUGUAAACAACUAUCGGAGAUACAUCAUACACCAGUUGGUGCAGGAUCGUUUUGCCGAUCUGCACACAUUCUCGAUUGGCCAAAGUUCUGCUAGACGGACUGUCGUGUGUUACAAGAGUGACGUGAUAAGGGAUCCGAAGUUGAAUGGUGAACAGUGUAAAUCAACAACGAAAGAUAUUAACACGUUGUUCGAGAUGGGUGUCGAAGGCCAACGAUCGCCUUCCGCAUCUCCAGAAUGCGUACGAGUUCAAAGACAAGUCAAAUCAACGCCAACAGUUGAGAUCUACAGGCCACCAGCUGCUAGGAGGGCCAGAAAUGAACUUCAAACAAGUGUGGACCAAGUUCAGAUACAAACAUCUGCCGAUUCGUUUGCUACAAAAACUUCUCGUCAGAGAAGGCCAGAUCGUGCAGUUUACAUACCGAGACAUCGUAGAAGUUUGGAAACAGAAGGAAGUCCUCAACCAUCAGAAUCUGCUCGUGUGAAUCGUACAGUUAAGGACAACUUACUCUCUGCUUUUUGUGGACAAUCAAGAUCAAGUUCGAAUGUCAAAGAAAUGGACAGUGAAGUUGAUGUACAGCAAAGUAUGGAAUGUGAAAAAACGGGAUCAAAUACGUACUUCGAUAAUAAUCAAACCAAUAGUGAUUCUGAAGUCAACGUUUAUCAAGAAGAUCCAAAGGAAAUAACUUCUUCGAUCGUUCCAGAAGAAUCUACAAUGGAAGUCAAGAACGAAAUAGCAAUUGAGCAAUUAUUUAAUUUAAAUGAAGAUGUGCCAAAUGAUUCGAAUAGUGCUGGUUUAGCUUCUGAAGUUAAAUGUGAGAUAACUGAUACAGAAUUUCAGUCAGAAACUCUCGAAGAGCAAGAAAAUUCUAGUGAAAAUAAGAAUAACUUAGACUCAGUUGAAACAUGUAUAUAUAGUGAGAUUAAUGUUAAUGAAGAAAUAGACAGAUCUGAUAAAUAUAAGGAUGAUAUUAUCAUGAUUAACUCUGAUGCAAAUAAUAAAAAACAUGCAGAGAUCUCAAACAAAGACGAAAUAACGAAUCAAAAGAACGUGCAAAUGAUGCGUCGCAAUAUGGUAUCAAACGUGCUGAUUAUAUCAGAUACUGUACAGAAAGAACCAGAACCUAUUAAGGAAGUUAUUCCAGUUCCUCUAGCAUCGCCAGAAAAGAAAGUGAAAAAAGUUGUACGACAGAAAAGUAAACCUGCACCACCACCUUCUCCGCCAUUAACAUCGGCUGUUGGUGAUGUUAUGAUAGAACAACCGAAAAGUGAUUACAAGCCAUACACUAAACACAUCGAAGUAUCUAGCGACGAAUUUGCUCACGUUGUUGAAAUUUACAAUUUUCCAUCAGAAUUUAAAACUAGUGACUUAGCAGCUGUUUUUAGUCCUUUCAAGAAUGGUGGCUUUGAACUGAAGUGGGUAGAUGACACACACUGUCUCGGAGUCUUCAGUAGUCCUCUUGUUGCUGCCGAGGUAUUGGCUUCGGAUCAUCCGUUUGUUAAAACACGACCUCUAAGCGAAGCCACAGCCUUAAGUAAAACGAAGGCAAAACGAAGCGCGGAAUUUUUACAGCCAUACAGAAGUCGUCCAGAAACGUGCGCAGCAUUAGCGAGACGAUUGGUUACGGGUGCUCUGGGUGUGAAAUUAGCUACUGCUAGACAAGAACGCGAACAUGAAAAAAACAUAUUACGUGAGGCUAAAGAAAAACGUAGAUUAGCCAACAAACAGCGAGAAGAUGCCUGGGAGGGCAUUAUACCCGAAAAGUAGCAUUAUUUGUUGAAAAUAUAAUGUUCACACAUUAAGAAUUAUUUACAUCGUUGUGUAAGUGUUUUACGACAUUUACAUGGAUUUGUGCCUUACUCAUCUAUUCUCAUCUUUGACAAACUCAUUUUUGUCGAACUGAUUGGGCGAUUGGUUUUGGGAACAUGGGACGAUUGCUUGCCAAUAGAUGAGUGUGGCAUGACAAAACUAUCAAGUAACAGAUCUACUUGCUUAGGACUGGUAAAGUGAAUUUUCCAGUGCUUGUUUAUUUUCUACGUAUUAUGCAUAUCACAAUAUUCAGACCAGUUGAAUGAGCGUGCCUCUUGUACUAUUUUCUAACAGAAGGGUAUUAAGUAUUUUAAGUAAACGUCUAAAGGGUGAUUUACAGCCUUGUUAUAUUAGGAAGCUUUAUAAAAAAAAAGGGGGAAAAAUACAGAUGUAGAAGCAUUUUACGAUAUAUACGGUUAUUCUUACCUCAACAGUUGCCUCUGUUAUAAAUUUAUAUAUACAUGAUAAAUAAUACUGUGUUGUGCAAUGGUACGAGACAAUAAGUUAGAAUAGUAGAAAAUGAAGAUAUCCUUUUACAUAAGCACGCGCAUGUGCACGUACAUCGAUAUGCUACAUUGGUAUAUAAUCAAAGUGUAUCUUCAAAGAGUUAUGAUUUUACGAUGAUGAAAUUAUACUGAAAUUACACUGUGUGGCAUUUUAUUAUUAUACGCAACGUAUAGUUACGAAUAUGUAGUUACAAAUUAUGCCACUUAUUAUAUUAUAUAUACAUAUAU